Lolium rigidum is the source of this 1232-nucleotide messenger RNA. Its product is annotated as mitotic spindle checkpoint protein BUBR1-like. The transcript is spliced from 11 exons. Bases 16 to 1194 code for a protein of 392 amino acids. The record is from RefSeq and is a predicted model, not a curated record. Lineage: Eukaryota; Viridiplantae; Streptophyta; Magnoliopsida; Poales; Poaceae. Gene Ontology annotation, biological process: mitotic spindle assembly checkpoint signaling; meiotic sister chromatid cohesion, centromeric. Gene Ontology annotation, molecular function: protein kinase activity.
CCAGACCCAUCUAACAUGGCGGCGGCGGCGGGAGAGCUUGCGGCGCUCGACGUGGAGACUCUGGCGCUGUGGGGGGUAGGAGCUGAGACGGCGCCGGUGGCAGAGUGCGGCGAGUGGGAGACGUUCAAGGAGAACGUGCGGCCGCUGAAGCGAGGGCGCAACGUCGCCCUCCUCAACAGCGCCCUCAAGGCGCACGCCGACCCCGCCCAGCGCGCCGCGCUCCUCGCUGAACGAAGGAGGAGGAUCGAAGCAAUCGAAGAGUACCAAGGCGAAGAUCCCCUCCAGCCGUGGGUAGACUGCAUCAAAUGGGUUCAGGAGUCGUUCCCGGCCGGCGGGGAAUUCUCAGGCCUCGUGGUGAUCUACGAGCAGUGUGUGCGGGCCUUCUGGCACGAUGAGCGGUACAAGGAUGAUCUCCGGUACCUCAAAGUGUGGCUAGAAUAUGCUGGGAAUUGUGCUGAUGCUGAGGUGAUAUUCAGGUUCCUGGAGGCCAACCAGAUUGGUGAGGGCCAUGCUGUUUUCUACAUCCGUUACACGUCGCUGAUGGAGUCAAAGAACAAGCUAAAGAAAGCUGACGAGAUUUUCAACCUUGGAAUGGCUAGAAAAGCAAAGCCUGUGGAGAAGUUGGAAACUACGUACAGGGCAUUUCUUCGGAGAUCGACCAGAAAGAAGGAACACGAGGAUGAUACAGCAAGUGAGGAUCAGCCAGUACGUAGAUUCGGUCGCGACGUGAACCGUGGUGAUACCAGAGGUCAGCCUAUGGAGAAUUCCCAUCUGUUGGCAAAACCUAGGGCGCUGCAAAGGAUCAAUGUCAAUGCGCCUAUUUCGGUUUACAAAGAAAAUCCAUUGCCAAGUCAGGGCCUUGACAGAACUAGGAGCAAAGACAGGGCCUGGAACACCCUUGGAACACAGGCAGAUAGAAACAAAGAAAAUAACAUGAUGCCUGCCAGAUGGACUUCGCACAAGAUUCCACCAAAGGUAGCAGCACGACCAGCGGUUCAGUCAGCUCGUGUCAGCUCCAUUGAGGUCUUUGUAGAUGAAGAAUGUGCCGAGGAACCAGCUCCACCUCAAGUGCCGAAGAGUCCAAAACCAUCUGUUCUGAAGCUUAGGCUAGCAACGAGCAAAAACCUUAAGAAGGAAACUGAAUUGCUUAAGGAGAACCCGCUGCGCAACUUCCCGCUGAGCAGCCUUAGAUAAUUACAGUUAUGUGGUUCAUUCAGGUGCUUCUAUUGUUG